CUGCAGAGAUUUGCUAUUCGACUACUGUUAGGUGAUGGAGCCUGACAAAUCAGGAAAGAACAGGCGCCAUCAUGUGCACGAUGGUGAUGUUGUGCUGCUUCUUAUUCGUAGCCCAGACAAAACUGGUUAUGUUUACAGUGAACCUUUAAGUUCUAGUAUUGAAAAAGGUGAAUUGACAAUUUCGUCACAACCGAAGUCACAACAAAUGAGUGAUCAAGACACUGGUUUUAUUAACGAUUUUGCAUUGUUUCGUAUCAUUCAUGGUAGUCUACCUAAUGAUGACUAUAAGGAGCUAGAAUUACUAGAUGAAAAUAAGCCAGAAGCGUUAUUAACCUUUGUGUAUGGAAGCACUGUCAAACUAUGUCAUUAUGUGUCUGGUCGAUAUCUAACUGUUUCAAAUAAAAAAGAUGUUAAUCUUGAAAGUGAAGAUAAGGGAGAGAUGUCUCUGUUUAGGAUUGUUCCUCCUCAUAAAGAAAAGGGAUGGGGUAAAUCACUAAUGAUGAAUGAUGGCAUCAAGCUUGAAAGCAUUCUUCAUAAAGGCACUGAGAUUAAGUUUCGUCAUAACCCUGAUGAAAUCUGUUAUCGUCCUGCCUUAGGAGGUGAUGGCACUGUAUUUUCUGUUGAGCCUUACAGUUGUAUGGACAAGUUGUCAAACCCUCAAACAAUAAAGCGAGGAAGUAUUGUUAUGUUGGCUGGUACAAAAAUUGAUGGAUAUCUUUCUGCUACAGGCUCACUUGUUUCCAGAAAGUUACCAACUGAGUCUCAAGAUAAAGGUACAGUAAGCUUACGAAGGUGGAGAAAGGGAUUUUUUAACACUCAGCCAUUUUCUGGUGACACAUUCUUUCAGUUAGAGAAAGAAAAAGCAGAGAUAUUUAAAGGGGAUGAUUUUGCCUUAGAAAAUAAAUGUCGAAUAAAGCACUUACUUACGCAGCAGUAUAUAUCUUUAAGAAAUGGCAAAAUUGUAGUUCAAGAGGGUGAAGGUGAAGUAUUUAGUAUUGGAGCAGUUGAUACUAGACCUAAGAAAGUACUACAGUUCUCAGAUCAAGUCAUAUUUUAUAAUGGCACAAAAUCUGAUAAGCAAAAAUGUUUAUGUUUUGAUGUUGAGAAAGAGAAAGUGUCAGAUAUCCAACUUGUUCUUGGAGAAGAAAAAACCCUAUUUAAACUAAUAAAGGUUGAUAAUGACACUGUUGCUGACGUCUAUGAAGUUAUGGGAAUGACUUUAACUUUAGAAAAGUUUUUGACUACUGAAGUAAUGAGUUCGAGGAUUAUUGAGCUAAUGAAAGGAUUGCAAGCUUCAUUUAAUUGUUCCCUUAACAAAACACGGCUUGCAAACAUGCUCAGGACUUUGAAAAUGAUUGAUGUUUUGGCAGUCAUUCUGAGUAAAAUAAAUCAAUCUUCUCAGGAAAAGCAGGAUUUAUGCAGCAGUAUUUGCACCUCUUUACUACUCUACGUAAAGAAUGGUAGCUUAAAAUCACUUCACUAUCUCACUCAAAAAAAGCUUCUUCUUGAUGUUUUAUUGAAAUUGGUUGGACGUAAAUGUGGCGCUGAAAAUGUUCUUAUUACUUUUUUUAAUGGAUAUCCGAAAGCAGACAGUUCUCUAUUACAAGGAUAUCUUUUACCCUUGAUUCAAGCAGUUCCUCGACCUGACCCCUCGGCUCAAGAAUCAGAUGAAGUCAAUUUGCUUAGCACGUUAGCAUUUAAUGUAAAAUGGAUGAAUUGGGAAGUUCAAGAAAAAACUGCUGAAAAAGUCUCUGAAAUGUUUGACUCCUGUAUUUCUGCUCAAGAACUAAUUCAAUUUUUUAAAAGUAAUGGAAGAGAUAUCGAAAAAUCUUUGAGCUCUGCAAAUAGCUCUUUCAGUACUUUCAUAAAAGUUGAUAAAAAUGAAAAAUUUCAGUUUGAUUCUCCAGCUUCAGCAAAUUCUUUUGAUGAUGUAAAUCAAGCCAUUAAAAAACUGAAUGAAGAUGAUUUUAAACCUAAGACUGACUAUCAUGCUGUUCAUAUUCAAGCAUUGAUUGCAAUUACUUUUCUUAUUGACUUUGGAGUCAUUAAUAAUUGUAACAAAGUCGUUCAAAUUUUAAUUGCAGUACUAAAUGGAAAGCAGCCUACUGAUGAUCAUGAUAGCCACCAUGAUCCUGUUGCUCUCAAAAUGAAAGCUUUAGCAUUGAUGUCUCUCAAAUCACUUCUUAGAUGGAAUGUUAACACUUCUAUUAAAAAAUUAUGUCAAGAUUUUAACUGCUUAAGAAAGAAAUGUCAAACUGCUUCUCUUAAUGACAACAUUGAUAACUCUGAUGGUAUUGAAUUACCAGAGGUUGUUGUUAAGUGUGAUAGAUGUCCCCCACCAUUGAUGUCAGAAUUAGUGGGCAAAAGUGAAUUAAGAAAAGAAUUGACAGGGGUAGUACAGUAUCAUUUAAGGGGGUAUUGUAGUCAAAAUAGCAUUUUUGACAUUGAUAAAGAUGUUUGCAAGCAAUUAUGUAGCAGUUUGAUUGUUCUUGUUAAUCAUGAUGAUGCUGAACUUCGUCUAAGAAGUAUCGAACUGCUAUAUAGUAUCUACAGUCUUGAAGAAAUGAUCCUUGCCGAGAGUGCAGAAAGAGCAUAUUUUACUUAUGAAGAAUGUGAAGUUCAUAGUAGCAUGAAGCAAUUGGCUACAAUGACUGAUAAAGAACAACUCUUACGUCAAGUUUUUAAAAGGGAAAUUACUUCACAAAAUUUGCUGUCUGAGUUAAAGAAAUUAUCAGAAGCAUGUGUCUCAAGGGAAGACAAAACUGAACCAAAUAUUGUCAAUCAAGAAGCUGCUUAUAGUUGUGGAUUGUUUGAUGUCCUUCUUGAUAUUGUUCUGGAACCCAAAGUGUCAAGUGAUGAUGAAGUUAAUGAAGAGAUUCUGAAAAGCUGCUUCAUUGUUCUCCAAAAAAUUGCUAGGAAAAAUAAAAGAGUGCAAAGCAAGCUCUUUACUAGCUUAUAUGAUUUCCUUGAAGUUGAUACUGCAGUAUCAGAAAUGAUACAUCUACUCAAUGAAAUGUUUUCUAAUAAUUGCAAACAACUCUACAAAAAGCUAUCUCUUGCUGACAUUAGUCAUAUUUUUCAUAUUGCUCUUACAAGCAGCAACAAUGAGCAUUAUGAAUUAACUGUUACACUGAGGAUCAUUAUUGAAAAUACUAGUUUAGCUACUCCAGUUCAGGAACAUAUAGCACAACUCAUUGCAGAUUACAAAACACAUACCUUAAAACAAUUGUUAGGAAAUUUUAAGCUGGAACAAUUGAAAGACUGUGCAAGUCAUAAUACAACUCCCCAUCUCCUUCUUAAUGUAACUGAUCUUAUGGCUUCGUGUGCUACUGGAGAAUGUCAACAUGCAGAAUCCAUUUCUUCUCAAAUCUAUAGUAUUGAUGAAUUACUCAGCAUUCUAACUAGUAAAGAUAUAAAAAAUGAUGACUGGAAAUUGCCAUUUAUUCGUGUCUUGACUUGGACUUAUUUAUUCACUGAAAGAGACUCAGCUUCUGAUUGUCUAAAUUUAGCAUCUAAUAAUGAUUUUUGGGAAUUAUUAAAGGAUAUCAAUCCAUUAAUAAAAAAGCUGCUAGAGCAAAUUGUAACUAUGGAUAGUAAAAAUCAGCUGAAAAUUAUGAAUAAAUCCUACUGGAACACAUAUGCACUUGCAAAGGAGAAUGAAGAAUUUAAUAAAGAAUUUGCUGAUACUUGUAGAAAGUUAUUGUUUGUCAUUGAGGGUGUAAUUCCCUUGCUGUCAGGGUUCUGUCGGGAAAUGUCAGUCCAUUCAUAUAAAAAUCAACUGAAAGAUGAACAUAUCAAUAUCCUAACAAGUCUUGCAGAAAAUUUAAUGGUAAUUUAUACGUUAUGUAAAAGUAACAUCUUUUUUUUAAAGAAAUUUAUGGAGAAAGAAUAUUUUACUCAAUCUAUAUUGGAGCAGUUAGAGUGCUGUAAUUUUUUAGACAAUCUCCAUCAAUUAGGAAUAUGUAAAGAAGUAGAAUCAUUAUCUUCUGAUUCAAAUUCAAUGCCCCAUCGGAAUGAAACUGAAUGUGCAGUUAUUAACAGAAAUUUUCAAGCAUUCAUAAUGAAAUACUCCAAAGCAUAUUUUUCUGAGGAAACAUCAGAUGACAUGCAGAAGAGCUUAUCAAUUCCUAAAGAACCUAGUUUUGAGAAACUUCUUGAAUUAUUCAUGGAUACAAAUUUUAGCAAUGGUAGAUCUAGUCAGACACCAAAAAUUUUGACACUAAUACCAAUACUUCAAACAUUAGUUCAAAAGCAAAAGGAACUUGGUUUGCACUGCUUGGAAAGAACCAACUUAGAGAAAAUGACUGUAAAAACUUUGCAGUUAAUAUGUGGAAUAGUUUAUAAAAAAAUAUCACAAAUAAAUUCACAAAGAAAUGCUUUAAAACCAGAUGAAUUUCAAAAGCAAUGUGAGAUUAUUGUUCAGCCCCUUCAAAAGAUACUGCUUUGUGAAGAAAAUGGUUUUGUAAUGAUGUUGCUUGAUCUGCUGCAGCACCCUAUUAGUGAUAUAACCUUUCAAGUUUUGGCAUGCUUUAACGUUCUUCUUUACCCUGGAAAUCAUGAGGCUCAACAGAAAAUAACCAUUUGCAUCAAUCAACAUGAUCAGAAUUUUAUUUUAUGCAUCAGUCAGAUAUUAACGGAAGCUCAAUUGUCCCUUACAGAUUCCAAAAAAUUAUUGCAUCAACCUCCACAGCUCCAGUCACUAUUGUCAUCUACAAGAUUAGCAAGUCUGACUAUUAUGGAUAGUGAUGUGGAUGAUAAAAUUAUUCCAAAAGAUGCAGGCACUGCUCAUUCUGUUGAUUAUCGAAUUACAAUGGCAUUAGAUGUACUUAUUUGGUUGUGUGAUGGACAACAGAAAACAAUGCAAGAUGCUUUGAGUGGGAACAAACUAAAUGGCUCUAAUAUUGUUUGCCAAGUAGCUUUUUUGCUCUUAGCCAUUGUUGAGGAUUUGAAUGAUGCAAAGAUUAUUAUAGCACAAAAAGCAGUUCAGGCAUUGAUAGAGAUGUGUGCUGGCAGCUACAGCAAUCAGUCAAUUGCAUGCAAAGGUCAAGCAAUUGUCUCAAUAAAUGCAAUACUAGAAGCAGAUUUUAAAUUUCAAGACAAAAAAUUUCAACAAUUAAAAUGUUCAAGUAUGGAGCUGCUGGAGAUUUUACUGGAAGAGAUUGAUGAAAGAUCACCAAAAUUAGCACAUGUGAUUGUAAAGCAAUUACAUGUAUCACAUGUGUUAGAGGGAAUGCUACAAUCAUGGAAGCUUUUUUCCAAAGGAAAAUUUAUUGAGGAAUCAAGGAAUAGUUUAUUCAGAGCUUAUCAUAGCCUCAAAAGAAUUGCUAGCUAUAAAAAUGAAAGUAUCAAUACUUUAGUGGAAUAUGAAAAAAACUCAUUGGGAACUUCUAAAUUUAAAAAUUUGUUUGGAAAAAGUGUUAAGGAUGCCAAGAGAAUGUGGGAGCACUGUGAAAGCUGGUCAAAUAGUGUUGAAAUUAAUUACAAAACGCAAAAUGACAAAGUACUCACUAGAGCAUUUUUUCCUUAUGAUCCUCAUAAUCAUUUGAAUGAGCAUGAUAAAAAGACUAUAUUGUUGCAUAUUAAGAGAGGCACACCUCAAGAAAAGUUAUUUGAUCUACUGAAAUGGACAGAUGCAAUAAAAUCUGAUAAAAAAGCUAAGAAAAAUUUGUCAAGUGCAUUUCGCUGGCUUUUUAUAUUUUCCACUGGAAGACAUUUUGCGUUAUUUUGGCUGACACUUCUUAUGAACUUGAUUGUACUUUUUUCACUUAGUGCUCCAAUUACCUCUAACUUUGCAAGUGGUGUAUGUGAAGACAAUGGUCUUUAUAAUGAGACAUGUAACAGUACUAGUCCAAUGUAUUUUCAGCCAAUUUAUUCACCUGAGGCACCAGUGGGGUACUAUCCGCUUCUCUACAUUCUUGGUUCGAUACAUGCUCUACUCUCAUUAUGGAUGGCCUUACAAUAUUUUCUUAAAAACAGAAAAAAUAUACGCAUUGAAAUGCUACUCAUAACUCGGUUUAAGUAUAAGCUUGUUAAAGGAUUGUUGCGUAGAAAGAAACUUUACCAGGUCGUUAAUAGAAUACAUCAGCUUCUUUGCCGUGGACCGAUUCGCAACAAGAGGCCAAAACCAGCAGAAUAUUUUCAAAUAUUUUUAUUUAGUUUUCAUCCAAUCUAUCGCAUCCUGUUUGUUCUUUUCUCUAUAGCUGGACUGGCAACACAUGGCUACUUUUACUGUGGCUGUUUGAUAUAUCUGUUUUUAAGGAAUGAUGUUAUGUUGUACAUAGUUCGAGCUCUUAAACGAAGUGCUUUUCAGCUGAUCACUGUCUUUUUGCUGUGUGUGGUCAUCAUUUAUAUUUACGCUGUCUUCAGUUUUGCUCUCCUUCAGAAUUAUUUCUCUAAUACAAAGGAUGAGUUCUGCAAUACAUUGUUUGAAUGUUUUGUGACUGUGUCACGUCUGGGACUCUUGACUACUUUAGGAACAGCACUUGAUAUACGUCCAUCUAGUGAUUAUCAACCUAAUUUUUCACUCUUGGGAAUCAGAGCAUUUUAUGAUAUUGUUUUCUACAUUGUCGUGACUACACUCGGACUGAACAUAGUUAUUGCCAUACUGGUUGAUAGUUUUUCAGAUAUGAGACAGGAAAAUGAUGAAGUUGAGAAUGAUAAUAAAACCAAAUGUCUCAUUUGUAAUAUUGAAAAGGAUAAAUUUGAGAGGCAAAACAAGAGUUUUCAAAAGCAUCAUGAUGAAGAUCAUAAUGUUUGGAAUUAUAUCCAUUACAUUUUGUAUUUGGAUAGUCUCCAUGCCAAUGAUUACAAUGCUAUUGAGAAAUAUGUUUCUUCUCAGGUAGCAAAUGAGCCUAGCCCAAGAUCUAUUACUUUCUUUCCAUUGGACAAAGCAAAAUCUCUUCCUAACUAUCAAGUGUGAUACUACAGCAGUGGUCUUAUUUCCAAACUUAGUCAUGCAUUGCAUAUACACAUUUUGCUAGACUUUUAUUCUUACAAUAUGUAGUAGACUACUUUUAGAUGUAGUGAACUAGUUGCAAAAUAAUCUCUUUCCCUGUGAGAAUUAUAA
Messenger RNA from Amphimedon queenslandica, 7066 nucleotides. Its product is annotated as inositol 1,4,5-trisphosphate receptor type 3-like. The record is from RefSeq and is a predicted model, not a curated record. Gene Ontology annotation, molecular function: monoatomic ion channel activity. NCBI's taxonomy places the organism in Eukaryota, Metazoa, Porifera, Demospongiae, Haplosclerida, Niphatidae. Gene Ontology annotation, cellular component: membrane. Gene Ontology annotation, biological process: transmembrane transport; calcium ion transport. Bases 35 to 6919 code for a protein of 2294 amino acids. The transcript has 59 exons.